Molecule: messenger RNA, 1460 nt
Organism: Brachypodium distachyon (stiff brome)
Lineage: Eukaryota; Viridiplantae; Streptophyta; Magnoliopsida; Poales; Poaceae
Product: ELMO domain-containing protein A
Exons: 9
Coding region: 290-1099 (269 amino acids)
Source: RefSeq, a predicted model, not a curated record
UUCACCAGCGCAGCAACAGCAGCAGCCCAGCAGCGCCCCGACCAGAAAGAGGCAGAGCCAACCAACCAACUAACCAACGGACGGAAAGAGGCCGCCGCGAAGCCUCGCCAAUCCGGUCCCCCUUUUCCUUUCCUGCCUCCUUGGGAUCCGCCCGCGCAAUCCCGCCGCCGAGAUUGGAGCUCCGGCCGGCCCAUGGACCCCUGUCGUCGCGCGGAUCGCGGCGAGUAGCGACGAGCGGGAAGGGGGGAGACACCAGGGCCGUGCCGUGCCGUGCCGCGGGCUGGGGCAGAUGGACACGAACGCAGGCUCCUUCGUCGCCGUCCGACGGCUCGCUGGCUCCGACCGCGCCGCCGGCGCCGUCGCGUUCCACCACUCGUCCUCGGCGGAGGUCGUGACGGGGUCGACGGCGUGGAUCGGGAGGGGGCUCUCCUGCGUCUGCGCGCAGGGCAGGGACAGCGACGCCCGCCUUUCUUUCGAUUUGACGCCUGUUCAGGAAGAGUGCUUACUGAGGUUACAGAACCGGAUAGAAGUUCAGUAUGACAGUUCAAACAGAGAGCAUCAGGAAGAACUGAAGGCCCUUUGGUGUGCUUCCUUUCCUGGAAUUGAGCUUCAGGGGCUAAUUUCAGAACAAUGGAAAGAAAUGGGCUGGCAAGGGAAAGACCCAUCUACAGAUUUUAGAGGUGGAGGCUUCAUCUCCCUGGAAAAUUUAUUGUUCUUCGCCAGGAACUAUCCGAAAUCUUUUCAGGAACUUCUUCGUAAGCAGAAUGGUGACCGUGCAAUUUGGGAAUAUCCAUUUGCUGUAGCUGGUGUAAAUAUAACAUUCAUGCUCAUUCAGAUGCUUGAUCUACAAGCAGUUAAACCAAGGUCAUUGUUUGGAGCUGUUUUUCUAAAGCUACUUUCAGAAAAUGAUCGAGCUUUUGAUAUUAUCUACUGCGUAACCUUCAAGGUGAUGGAUCAGCAAUGGCUUGAUAUGCACGCUACUUACAUGGACUUCAAUACGGUCAUGAAAGCUACACGACGUCAGAUAGAAAGGGAACUGUUGCUUGAAGAUAUUCUGCGGAUCGAGGAUAUGCCAUCAUACAAGCUUCUAGCCCGCUAGCUAGUAACUGCACCUUAACAUGGCUUACAUGUCUCAAGGUUUUAGUUGCCAAAGGAUUGCGACCAGUGCCCUUACACAGUGAGGAUUCUCAAAUGUAGAUGCACCUGUAUCGUCAUGUUUUAGGUACUCUGGUAACCUGAGCUCUCGGGCAGGGUUUUCUUGGUCAUAGCAUGCCGCGUAGGGUAACUGGGUGACUCAAAGUGUUCGACCAGCUGCCCAGGCGGGCAGACUAUCUGUAGGGUGUGUGUGUGUGUUAUUGCCCAUCAUACCACGAUAUGAAGCGCGUCCUAGUCUUUGGCUCUUUGCCUUUGUAAACAUGAGGCUGUUCUGAAAUCUAAUCUGAGUUGUGAUUUGGGAGUAC